This is a messenger RNA of Pelobates fuscus (common spadefoot toad), 2252 nucleotides long. RefSeq names its product glycoprotein M6A (gene GPM6A). The transcript is spliced from 7 exons. Gene Ontology annotation, cellular component: neuronal cell body; axonal growth cone; plasma membrane. Gene Ontology annotation, biological process: neuron projection development. The coding region runs from base 622 to 1458 and encodes 278 amino acids. The record is from RefSeq and is a predicted model, not a curated record. NCBI's taxonomy places the organism in Eukaryota, Metazoa, Chordata, Amphibia, Anura, Pelobatidae.
GAAUCUAAACACAAAAGAAAUAAAUCAAUAACAUUCACUCCACACAGAUACCCUAGAAUUAGGAAAGCAUGUGAUUUCUUGUAUUAAUUCUAAUUGGGAGAAGAACAUCUACUGCAGUAACAGAAAGAACACAUCAUAGACAUUUGGGCUUUUCCACUUUGCCAGCAAGUAGGGGGUAUUUGCAGUUGGUGGUCUGCUUUUGGUGGAGAGACGCCCAUUCAUCUGUUGUCACUGCAGCCUGUUCCCAAUUUUUGAAUCCCAGACAGCAAUUCAGAUCCCUGGCCCCCUCUGCUUUGCAUGCAAGGCUGGCUUGAGAAAGCUUCACAUGCAAGCAACACCCCAUACCUGUUCCCUUCGUAAGAAAACCACAGGCACUUCCCAGUACCUGCUCAGACUGCUGUACAAUGGGAAGCUUUGAGGAAAGGAAUUGAUCAUCUUCUCAGCAGAGUCAUUUGAAUGAAAUUCCACUUGACAGGCUGUCUCCAAGCACAGAGGCAGAGAGCGUCCUAGCUUUGCACACAGGACUUGCUUAGUUACAGUGUAUCAGAUCUCUCAUCUGGCCGCCUGCUACUUUUUAUUAGUCCACUAUCACUAGAGGCUCCUGCAGAAAGAGGUGCUGAUAUGGAAGAAAACAUGGAAGAAGGACAGACACAGAAAGGUUGCUUUGAAUGCUGCAUAAAAUGCCUCGGGGGUAUUCCAUAUGCCUCACUGAUUGCCACGAUCCUGCUGUAUGCUGGGGUUGCCCUGUUCUGUGGAUGUGGUCAUGAAGCUCUCUCAGGCACUGUCAACAUUUUGCAAACCUAUUUCGAGAUGGCAAGAACUGCUGGAGACACACUUGACGUCUUUACCAUGAUCGAUAUCUUCAAAUAUGCAAUAUAUGGGAUAGCAGCUGCCUUCUUCGUGUAUGGUAUUUUGCUUAUGGUGGAAGGAUUCUUUACAACAGGAGCCAUUAAGGAUCUCUAUGGAGACUUCAAAAUCACCAACUGUGGCAGAUGUGUGAGCGCAUGGUUUAUUAUGCUGACAUACCUCUUCAUGCUUGCCUGGCUUGGGGUCACAGCAUUCACCGCCCUGCCUGUGUAUAUGUACUUCAACCUGUGGACCAUUUGCCGAAAUGCAACUUUAGUUGAUGAAGCUAAUUUUUGCUUGGAUCUCCGACAGUUUGGUAUCGUUACUAUUGGCGAAGAAAAGAAAUUGUGUACAAUGUCUGAAACCUUUCUUCGGAUGUGUGAGUCUACAGAGCUCAACAUGACCUUCCACCUGUUUAUUGUUGCACUUGCUGGAGCCGGAGCUGCAGUCAUUGCCAUGGUUCACUAUCUAAUGGUCUUGUCAGCUAACUGGGCCUAUGUGAAAGAUGCAUGCCGAAUGCAGAAGUAUGAAGACAUAAAGUCCAAGGAAGAACAGGAGCUUCAUGACAUCCAUUCUACCCGCUCAAAAGAGCGGCUCAAUGCUUACACAUAAAACAAACCUUCUACAUCAUUGUAACAUUUCAGUUCUUUGUUGUAUAACAGCCUCCCUUCCAUUGUAAAAUGAAAAUUAAGUGCUUUUCCUACAAGACAGUGUGCGAUGUAUAUCACCUAUCUACAUAACCUUGGUUGACAAGCACUUGGCUUCUUCACAUUGGUCCUUGUGAUGAUGUCAUAACAUGGAGCACCCUUAUAGUCUUUCCUAAAUUGUCAUAACGUGACUGGUUUCUUAGAUGAAGAAAAAUAACUGUUAAAUACAGAUUUUUUUUCCUUUUUUUUUUUUUAACACCACUUUAAAUGUGUUUUGCAUAAAACAUUUUUCAUCGUUUCCUAUGUUUUUGAAAGAGAAAGCUUUUUAUACUUUUUAGUUUUGAGUUUCAAAAUCUACUUUUACCUACAGGUAAACUUCAAAGGGACAGUUGUACAGAUAAGCAUGUACAAUAUACUAAUUACAGUGCAAGCUCAUGCAUGGGUAUCUCGGUAUUGUUUUUGGGUCCCUAUGAGUAAUCCUAAGUCCACUUUUUGUUUGGCAGGUUACAAGGUGCUUUUUUUUAUUGGUGUUAAUGUAUUAGUAUCAUUGUAUGCUACUAACACUUCCAUAUUCACAUUCUGCCAACUUCAGUGACCAAGUCAACUGUUUAUAAAGUUGUGAGCAUGCAUGCUGUGAUGCAACCGCAUGGAUCCUCCCCAUUUAAAAUGGAGUUUAUUAUUACCCUUAUAUCAACUGUAAUUGAUGUUCACCCAACAAAUAGUUAAAAUUAGUAUGUAGUUGAUCAACUAUGAUUUGAU